Messenger RNA from Oryzias latipes (Japanese medaka), 2457 nucleotides. It is a transcript of the gene mat1a, whose product is annotated as methionine adenosyltransferase 1A. Gene Ontology annotation, molecular function: ATP binding; methionine adenosyltransferase activity. The record is from RefSeq and is a predicted model, not a curated record. Gene Ontology annotation, biological process: S-adenosylmethionine biosynthetic process. Lineage: Eukaryota; Metazoa; Chordata; Actinopteri; Beloniformes; Adrianichthyidae.
GAGCCAUGUGGAUGCAGACGUGGAGUUUUGUGACAGACGUAUAUCGCAGCUGCACACCUGUCAGCGUCGUCUUCUUCAUUCCCUCAGGAGGAUCAGGAAUACAAAGACAGCAGGAGGUCUCUCUGGACUGCUCGCAAGCGGAGUCAUAAAACAAAGCAACAGCUGAAAAAAUGACAGAUAUACUGGAUGACAACUCCUUCAUGUUCACCUCAGAGUCCGUAGGAGAGGGACACCCAGAUAAGAUUUGCGACCAGAUCAGUGAUGCAGUCCUGGAUGCACACCUAAAGCAGGACCCCGAUGCCAAAGUGGCCUGCGAGACUGUGUGUAAGACUGGCAUGGUGUUGCUCUGCGGUGAGAUCACAUCCCGGGCCAACGUGGACUAUCAGAAGGUUGUGAGGGACACCAUCAAACACAUCGGAUAUGACAACUCUGAUAAAGGAUUUGACUACAAGACAUGCAACGUGCUGGUGGCUCUGGAGCAGCAGAGUCCGGACAUUGCUCAGGGUGUCCAUGUUGACAGACAAGAGGAGGACAUUGGAGCAGGAGAUCAGGGUCUGAUGUUUGGCUAUGCCACAGAUGAAACAGAGGAGUGCAUGCCCCUGACCAUCGUCUUAGCUCACAAGCUUAACGCAAAGAUGGCUGAGCUGAGGCGCAAUGGCACGGUGCCCUGGCUCCGCCCUGACUCUAAAACACAGGUGACGGUACAUUAUGAGCAGAAGGAUGGAGCUGUGAUUCCUAAGAGAGUUCACACGAUUGUGAUCUCCGUGCAGCACGAUGACGGGGUCACCCUGGAGGAACAGCAGAAAGCCCUGAAAGAAAAGGUGAUCAAAGCUGUGGUUCCUGCAAAAUACCUGGAUGACAAAACCAUCUGCCACCUCCAGCCAAGCGGUCGGUUUGUCAUCGGAGGUCCCCAGGGUGACGCUGGUGUAACGGGCAGGAAGAUCAUCGUGGACACAUACGGAGGCUGGGGCGCUCAUGGUGGAGGAGCUUUCUCUGGUAAAGACUUCUCGAAGGUGGACCGGUCUGCAGCGUACGCUGCUCGCUGGGUGGCCAAGUCUCUGGUCAAAGCCAAACUGUGCAGAAGAGUUCUGGUCCAGGUGUCUUAUGCUAUUGGAGUGGCUCAGCCUCUGUCCAUUUCCUUGUUCACAUAUGGAUCUUCCAAGAAAACAGAGUCCGAACUGCUUAAGAUUGUCAACAAGAACUUUGAUCUACGACCAGGAGUCAUUGUCAGGGAUCUGCAGCUGAAGAGGCCGAUCUACCAGCAGACGGCCGCUUAUGGCCACUUUGGACGGUCAGAGUUUUCUUGGGAGGUGCCUAAAAAGCUCGUGUUCUGAGCCCUUCACCUGCAUAAAUGAAUCCACCCACCAAGUCCUCCUCUUUGCUGGUCAUAACUUAUUGCUUAUCAACCAAUUUAACAAGUAGAAAAGAACAAAAACACAGAGUGGUUGUAGGUACCGAAAAUGCAACAGGAGAUUCCUCAGGGAGACCUUACGGAUAUAUUUCACUUUUUUUUUUAAAGCCAAACGCAUUGUUAUUAGUUUUUAAAUUUUGGGAAAAUCACAUAUUUUUUAGGGCCAACGAAUAUUAAAUCCAAGUAGUAAAAAUGGGUCAAACACAUAAGAACAUGUUUAACACUUUAUUUUUAAAGGUGCUAGUUAACAAAAGUAAGGAUUUCAUUAGAAAGGCUUUAUGUGACAAGCGAGAAGCUGCUAUCCAAAUGUAUGGAAAUAAAAGACAAGUAAAUCUUUUUGGCGCAAAAGAAAACGAGUCUUGGUGGGACUGGAUGUUGUAAAGUAGCUCUUCCAUUAACAGUCAACAUUACAGGUUUUCUUUGCUGUAAAAAGUAACAAUCAGCCACAUGUAAACAUGUAAAAUAGAACUGCAUUUAUUUCAUUUUUAUCAUCUAAUGUUCAAACUUCUCUGCACGCAUUUCUCGCUACACUAACCUCCAUGCAAUCUGUGAACAUACAUCUCCAAAGAGGUCUUUUGGCCUUAAACUGAGGUUAAACGUUUAUUUAUGCAGAUCUCCGUCGGUGGAUAAUUUGAGUUUUUUAAUGCAUUUGGAGCAAAACAUAAAUCACAUUCAGAAAACUUCUUAAAUGUCAAUUUUGCUUCACUUCAGUGAAGGUAAAGCAUUCAGUAUUCAUGUUUUUAGUCUGAUCUGUGUCUCAUUUAUUACUAAUAUUUGUUAUAUUCCAAAACAGAUGUCGUCUGGUUGUUCACCUCAUCAGGGUUUUUCUUAAGCGUCAUUAAGAAAACGUCAUUUUCAGUUUUGAUUUGUCUGUAAUUAAAAACGAUUUCAUUCUCUUGACGUUUCCAUAAGGACUGAUGACGUUUUAACACAAACAGCUGCUUUCUUCUCUGCCAUUAAGUGCUUUUGUAAUUGUUAGCAGUUUUUGCCAAACUUGUCGCAGAAGAAACCGAAGCAUGUAAAUAAUUAAACAAUUAAAAACACAA